Prunus persica (peach) is the source of this 894-nucleotide messenger RNA. RefSeq lists its product as uncharacterized. Bases 175 to 624 code for a protein of 149 amino acids. Lineage: Eukaryota; Viridiplantae; Streptophyta; Magnoliopsida; Rosales; Rosaceae. The record is from RefSeq and is a predicted model, not a curated record. The transcript has 4 exons.
CUUGAGAGCAGAACUCAAGUGAAAGUGAAAGGUGUAAAAGACACGUUUGCAGUCGUAAUUAUGCCGGGGACGACGGGGUUGGGAUCAGUCGUUCUUUGCUGCUAAUUUAUACCAAGCUCACUGCUACAAUAGCAAAAUUAUUACCGAAACAACCACAAGAAGAAGAAGAAAGCAAUGGAGGGACAGCAAUCAUGGAGGCCAAUAUUAUCGUUCAGGAGCGCGACCAUAAUGAUGUGUUUGCUGAACGUGAUAACAGCUCUUCUAUUGCUUCAGGGCUUUCUCUCCUCUGCUUCUUCUCGCUCCAAAUUGUCCACCUCUCACCUCAAUUCAGCCACACUUAGGUAUGUUCGAGAAUCUGAAGAAAUUCGUCUUGCUAUGAGACCCUUGGAACUGAUAAAAAGAGUGAAGGAAAUCCAACAAGAAGUAUAUGCAAAACCAGAAACAGUUAAAGAGAAAGACACAAAGCAAACCGUUGCAGGUGACCUUUCUAAAAGAUUGAAAGAUCUGCAUUCUGUUAAUGAUGCUACCAGCUUCAAAGCCUUGGAAGAAUGGCGUAAAAGGAAGAUGGAGAGAGCAAGACUACGUGAACUAGAAAAAAAUGGAACACUCGCAUCUCAAGCAUGAGCCAUGCCCUUCACAAAUUAUUGCUCAUAUUAUACCGGAAUUCGGAGACCGAGUUGUCUGCAAAUGUGUAUAUUACAACUUUGAUUAUAUAACAAAAAAGGUUUAUAUAUGACCACACAAAAUCUUAUCAAAAGAAAAAUUGUACUUGGCAAUCAUAGCCAUUCUUGUGCAGAUGCAGUACUCAAAAGCUCCCUGCAUAAUAUACGAAUAUGUAUUAUGUUCCUUGGCCUGUCUCAGUUGGAGUAAUGUUAAAGUUAAUGCUUUGUUUAU